Molecule: messenger RNA, 1467 nt
Organism: Exophiala viscosa
Lineage: Eukaryota; Fungi; Ascomycota; Eurotiomycetes; Chaetothyriales; Herpotrichiellaceae
Exons: 1
Coding region: 110-1339 (409 amino acids)
Molecular function (GO): oxidoreductase activity
Source: RefSeq, a predicted model, not a curated record
UUCUUCAUUGCCAUAUUUUUAUAUCAUCGUCCUUGUAAUCUUCCAGACUUCGAGAUAUCUGAGAAUCAGCCGACGAGGCGAGACACCGAAACGAACACCAAUCACCACCAUGGCACCAACAGCAGUUGAGUCGUCAUCUGUUCCGACAUCGGUUCCCUCCAAAGGUCAAUCAACGACACCCAAACAAGUCGACACAUCCAUUUUCCCAGAUGGCAUCAAAACCUCAGGCCAACACCCACCUCUCUACGACCAACUGGCCCCGUACAGCGCAUUUCCCCAAACCAUCACUGGCCCAACAGUCUGGGCAGCCGACGACUACGCCAGCCACAGUGAACGAUGGACGCACGUCUUCUCCGACGCCGAGAUCCAAGAGCUGUCGACCGCGGCCGACAACUUUACCGCCAAAGGCCUGCCAUUGACGGGCAUAAACCCAUCUAACUUCCCACUGCCCAACCUGUCCGCAUCUCUCAAGGCGAUGCGCAACGAAUUGCUCAACGGCAAGGGUUUCAUCCUGUACAAAGGCUUCCCCGUCGAGAAGUGGGGCAGCCACAAGUGCGCAAUCGCCUACAUGGGCCUGGGCACGUACAUCGGGUAUCCCGUCUCUCAGAACGGCCGCGGCCACAUUCUGGGUCAUGUCAAGGACUUGGGUGAGGACAGCACACAAAUCGACAAAGUGCGCAUCUACCGUACUAAUGCCCGUCAAUUCUUCCACGCCGACGACGCCGAUGUUGUCGGGUUGCUAUGCAUCGCACGGGCCCAAGAAGGUGGUGAAAGCGACGUCGCCUGUAUUCACGACGUCUGGAACAUUUUGCAACAGGAGCACCCUGAUGUCGCGGAGCUUUUGACCCAGCCAGUAUGGUACUUUGACCGCAAGGGCGAAGUAUCACAGGGCGAAGAGCCGUAUAUUCGCACUGCCGUCUUCUACCUCGAAACGCCCGAAGAAGGAAAAGAGCAGCGCGUCUAUUGUAAAUGGGAUCCAUACUAUGUGCGGUCCCUCACCCGGUUCUCAGACAAAGGUGAGAUCCCGCCGUUGUCAAAGGAGCAAGUGCAUGCACUGGAGACGCUCGAGGCUGUGUGCAGCCGCGUCAAAUUGCACAUGAUUCUUGAGGUUGGGGACAUUCAGUUCGUCACGAAUUCGCACAUUUUGCACGCGAGAACCGCCUACAGAGAUUAUGCUCCGGAGAGCGGCAUGCCCAGACGCCAUCUGAUGAGGCUGUGGUUGGCGACGCCGACGAGUGAGGGCGGGUGGAGGUUGCCAUUCCAUGAUGCGGACGAGAAGAAACGGGGUGGUAUUCAGGUUGACGAUACGCCGCCUGUGGCGAGGUUGGAUGCUGAUUAGACUGCUCGACUGAUGCCAACGUGACAUGCGCAAUAGGAUGCAAGGGCAUGCUCUUGAUGUGAUACAGUAGAUGGUUUGGGAGUCCUGGAAAUCAUCUUUUUGAGCAUCAUUCAUGAACAGAACAGUGC